Cryptomeria japonica (Japanese cedar) is the source of this 2736-nucleotide messenger RNA. Its product is annotated as G-type lectin S-receptor-like serine/threonine-protein kinase At2g19130. Bases 31 to 2409 code for a protein of 792 amino acids. The record is from RefSeq and is a predicted model, not a curated record. Gene Ontology annotation, molecular function: ATP binding; protein serine/threonine kinase activity. The transcript has a single exon. Gene Ontology annotation, biological process: recognition of pollen; protein phosphorylation. NCBI's taxonomy places the organism in Eukaryota, Viridiplantae, Streptophyta, Pinopsida, Cupressales, Cupressaceae.
GCAAUUAAGAGAAGUAAUAGUCGAAAGAAAAUGGAUUGGUCACUCAAGGAUCAUUUCGCAUUCAACAGCUUGAAACGUUUGAUUUUAGCUCUUGCUAUUCUUAUUCUCCAGUGCCAUUGCGAUUUAUUAGUUGCUGCUGAAGACACCCUCUCUUUAGGGUCUUCUCUGAGGAAAAAUCAGACCAUCAUUUCAAAAAAUGGCACUUUUGAAUUGGGAUUUUUUUGUCCCAAUGGAACCACCAACUGGUAUGUCGGCAUCUGGUAUGCCCAUAUCUCUGUCAAGACCAUAGUUUGGGUGGCUAACAGAGAAACUCCCGUCACAAACAUGCCCGGCGUUGUGACGCUCUCUACAUCUGGUUAUCUCACUGUCUCUGAUUUGCAAGGAAAAGUUAUUUGGUCGAGUAAUGAUACUCAGCAAGCUAAGGCAUCCAGGGCGUCAAUACUGGACACUGGUAAUUUUGUUCUUUUGGGUGUCCAAAACACUUCCGAGAUUGUGUGGGAGAGCUUCGCAUAUCCCACAGAUCAUUUUUUACCUAAGAUGAAGUUUUGGAAAGGCUUGAAGCUAAACGCUUGGAAGAGUUCGGUGGAUCCAGCACCUGGGCCCUUCUUUCUCCAGAUGAAUCCAUCCCCAGGAAAGAAAGACUUUUUGCUGCAGUAUAAAAAUGGUGUUUCAUAUUACAGCUCGGGAGACUGGACUGGCAAAUAUUACUCCACCAUGCCGCAGGCAGUAUCUGAUACCUCAUUUGAGCAGGAAUUGGUAGAAUUUUCUCCGACAAGACUCUACUACACAUAUGAUCUUACACCCAAAGUUCGUUCAAAGACCAUGGUGAGGGAAAUUCUCCGCAGUAACGGCGAGCUAACGGUCUACUAUUUGAUUAAUAAUAAUUGGAACCUGGUUUAUUAUACGCCCGUCUCAGAUUGCGCUGUUUAUGGUCUAUGCGGAGCUUAUGGAGUGUGUUUCAAGCAACAGAACAAUCAGUCAUGCAGCUGUAUGGAAGGCUUCCACCCAAGAGACGCUACUGCCUGGAGUUCUCAAGAAUGGUGGUCAGGCGGUUGUGUUCGGCGUACUCCAUUAAACUGCACCGCCAUCAAUGGCAGUGGGAGUAAUACAACAGAUGGUUUCCUCCAAAUCAGUAAUUAUGACUUGUCUGAUAAAGAAGCUGUUCAAUAUACCCAAGAGUCGACUCUACAAGGAUGCAAAACUGCUUGUCUCGACGAUUGCUCCUGCAUGGCGUUUGUUUUUACUAAUUCUAAUUGCAAAUUGUGGCUUGGUGAUCUGUUAGGUAUGCAGGCUACUUCAUCUGGCCGCCAGACCUUUUUCAUUCGAUUGGCUGCUUCUGAUGUGCCACGGUCGUCAGCCAAGGUAGGAGGAAAGAGCAGAGUAGUUGCACUCUCCAUAUCAAUUCCUUUGGGCGUUGCUGUUUUGGGUACUCUGUUUGCUCUGUUUGUUCAGCAGGGGCGUCGAAGACUGCUCAAGAAAUACAUGGGGGAGGGCAUGCCAUCGUCGCUCAGAAGAUUCAGCUACAAACAGAUCAAAAUUGCGACCAACAAUUUCAACCAUGUGCUGGGAACGGGAGUUUUUAGCUCUGUCUUCAAAGGAACUCUCCCAGACAAUACUCUUGUGGCUGUAAAAGAUUUAGAGGAUUGCCUACAAGCAGAAAAGCAAUUCCGUGCAGAAAUAAGCGCCAUAGGAAACAAACAGCAUACGAAUUUGAUACGGCUCCGGGGAUUCUGCGCAGAGGGAUCUCGGAGGAUAUUGGUCUAUGAGUACAUGCAAAAUGGGUCUCUUGAUUCUUUCCUGUGCAAUAAAUCUCACAGACUAGACAAUGUCUUGGACUGGCAGACCAGAUUUAAAAUCGCUUUAGGAACUGCGAGAGGAUUGGUAUAUCUCCAUGAAGAAUGUAGAGAUUGCAUCAUCCAUUGCGAUAUCAAGCCAGAAAAUAUUCUGCUAGAUGCGGAUUUCUCUCCAAAAGUGGCUGAUUUUGGGCUGGCAAAGCUUUUUGGUAGAGAUUUGAGCAGAGUGGUGACGACAAUAAGAGGAACAAAAGGGUAUUUGGCUCCCGAGUGGAUGACUGGGCUCCCAAUCACAGUUAAGUUAGAUGUAUACAGUUUCGGCAUGACACUGCUCGAAAUCAUUUCAGGGCGAAGAAAUGUGGACUUGAGGUGGGCUGCAUCUCAAAUUCAGAAGGGAAACACCAUUGGUGUUGUGGAUGAAAGGAUUGCAGACAAGGCAGAUGUUGAAGAGGUGAGAAGAGCAGCUGUGGUAAGCAUUCUGUGCAUUCAAGAGGAUGAGAAUGGGAGACCAAGCAUGGCCCAAGUUGUUGUGAUGCUCCAAGGAAAGUUAGAGGCUUCUGUAGAACAAAUUGAGACGUCGCUGCAGGUGCUCAUGAACGAGCAAAAUAUUAGAUGAAAGGAAUCUCGGGAAAACAGAGGCUACUGUAGAAUUGUUGACCUUUAUCCCAAACCAUUAACCCUAUGUAAUCACCUGCAACUAAAUAUGUGAGAGUAAUGUAAAGUGGGGACCGGGUCUCAUGUGAAGACCCGGCAUUACAAAUUGUUUAGAUUUGAUUGCCAUAUAAAAUAAGUUAAGUCGUUAUCGGGUGUGGUUCUCCACUCCUUUCUAUAAAACGAUGUCAGAUUUUAAGGAUUGGUCGAACUUCUUUUUAUAAUGAAAGGUGAAGAUGAACCAAAGAAAGUCGGUGUGGAUGUCAAAUAUCCACCGAAUUUGUAAUGAAAU